Messenger RNA from Rotaria sp. Silwood2, 867 nucleotides. The record is from the annotation of a GenBank genome assembly. NCBI's taxonomy places the organism in Eukaryota, Metazoa, Rotifera, Eurotatoria, Philodinida, Philodinidae.
AUGAAUGCUUCACUCGUUGAAAAUAUUGUUUCGCAAGUGUGUAUUUAUUCACCUGAUGCUACAUUAAUUGUUUGUACACAACCAAAUGAAUUAAUGACCUAUGUUGCAUCACGUGUUAGUAAAUAUCCUAUUGAACGGGUAUUUGGACUUGGUGCAAGUAUUGCCACGGCUUAUGCGCAUAGAACUAUACUCAAUCAAAACGAAAACAUUCAUGGUCAUGUCAAUGGAUUUUUCGUAAUUGGCAAUGGAUUAAUUGAUGAUUCAUGUACAAAAGUUCUUAUGCAUAAUUUAACUAUUGAUGGAAUUCCUUGUUCAGAUAUUUAUUCGAAAUUAAUAAGAAGUGAUAUGAAAACCACAAAUAUUGAAAAUGAAAACGUUUCAAAAAAACGACGUCAUAAAAAUUGGGACAUACAGAAACUUCUAGAAAAUAAUGAAAAUGUUUAUUCAAAUGUUCGACGUCGAUUGCCAAUUGUUACCAAUUUAAUAUCACGUCAACAGACUGCUAUGAAAUAUCUCUUACCAAAUUCUACUAUUCCUUAUGCAAAAUCCAAACGACAAGAAUCACUCAAUAUUUCAUUGAGUACUAAACUACGUUCUAAUUGGACAGAAGCAAUGUUAAUAGUUCAUAUUAUUCGUGCACUUAUCAAUGGAAAUGAAUUUCAAUCAAAUUUUGUUGUAAAUAUUGCACCAAUAAAUAAUUCAACAAAUGUUUUUAUUAAUUAUCCAACAAUCAUUGGUUCAAGUAAUUGUUCAAUUGAAUAUAUGUUACCAUUUUAUCAAGCUCAACAUAUUCUCAAACAAAAAUCAUUUCUUAUACCAUAUGAAAAAUUACAAACAAACAUAUGUAUUUCAAAAUCAAAAGAUUAG